AUGUGGGCGUGGCGUCAUCACCAGCGGCCAAUCAGCGGCGUUGUAGUUGAUGAGCUGCUGCCGGCUGGUGUCCCCUUGUUGCGGCCUGUUCUGUGUGACCCGGCUGCUGUCCCUGGGAUAGUUGCUGUCAGGCGGACCGUGUGACAUGGGAGGCGGCGGCAGCAGCACCAGAAGAGUCUCCUUUGAGGCGGACGAGAACGAUAACAUCACGGUGGUGAAAGGAAUCCGGCUGUCUGAUAAUGUUAUCAACCGUAUGAGAGAACCGACUUCUCCUUCUACCAGACCACCACCACCUGUACAGCCAAAGCUUCCUACUGAACAGCCCAUUUCUAGUAGUUAUGCAGUCAAUGAAGAAGAACUUCGGAGAAAGAUUGCAGAGGAACUGGCUUUUGAACAAGCAAGAAGAGAAUCUGAGAAUCAAAAAAGAUUAGAACAUGGUAAACUGUUGAUGCAGGAGGAAUUAGGAAAAACUCUGGAGAGGGAACGAACAGCCUCUACUGAACAGCUUACAAGGGCCGUACUGCGAGAGAAAGCUGCCUCUGAGGAAGAACGGCUGAAAGCAAGAAGCUUUGAAUUAAAGGAUCAAGCUAAGAAACUGGAAGAAAAGGAACGUGAACUCAAAAGGCAGGAUGAAUAUUAUAAGGAGCAGCUGGCCAGACUUGAAGAAAGAAGUGCUCAGUUUUAUAAAGUUACUACUGAACAAUACCAGUCAGCUGCAAACACUGUGGAAGCAAGAUUCAAGAGGUACGAGUCACACCCAAUAUGUGCUGACCUGCAGACUCAAAUUCUUCAGUGCUAUCAGCAGAACCCUAAACAGACCUUGAGCUGCUCUGCUCUGGCAAGCAAAUACCUAGAGUGCGUUAACAGCGCCAAACAGAACAUGCUUGGAAGAGGUGGGUAGAAUCUUCGCCCGACAUACUACGCCAGCUGCAAUAUCCUGGAGAGCAAUGGAAUACUGUUUAAUAUAAAGAGAAAACAGACAAUUAAUAAACAACUCUACAGUAGAAGAAUCCACAGAAGAGUCAGCUGCCAGUUACUAUAAAAUUACACUUUUAUAAAGUUUAAAAACAGUAGAUAAUCUCUGUUUAAGGGAUACUACUAUGUUUUUUUUUCUGUCCAAUAUACUUGUCCAAUGUUUCUGACAGUUUUUCCUUUGCACUCGCCAUUUAUAAAAUGCAUCCUUAAAUUGACAUUGAUUCACCUAUAAAUUGUAUGUCUCUUGCCUCUUUUAUUUAAUAAAUUGCAGCUAUAUUAUCAUGA
Molecule: messenger RNA, 1260 nt
Organism: Hyla sarda
Lineage: Eukaryota; Metazoa; Chordata; Amphibia; Anura; Hylidae
Gene: CHCHD3
Product: coiled-coil-helix-coiled-coil-helix domain containing 3
Exons: 9
Coding region: 146-901 (251 amino acids)
Biological process (GO): inner mitochondrial membrane organization
Cellular component (GO): mitochondrion; MICOS complex
Source: RefSeq, a predicted model, not a curated record